Molecule: messenger RNA, 507 nt
Organism: Acytostelium subglobosum LB1
Lineage: Eukaryota; Evosea; Eumycetozoa; Acytosteliales; Acytosteliaceae
Exons: 2
Coding region: 1-507 (168 amino acids)
Cellular component (GO): nucleus
Source: RefSeq, a predicted model, not a curated record
AUGUUGGAUCUUAAUAGGAAGACUGGCGAGGACAUGUACGUCAAUAGACACUCGAAUGGUCUAUGUGUAGUUGGUCUGGCACCAACACAUCCAGCGUUGGCAAAGAAGAUAACAAGAUUCGAGUAUACAAAUGUCAUUGCCAACAACUCUGUACAGGGCACACAGAAGAAGGGAGGCACGACCCUCCACAAAGACACUGUCGUUGCCCGACUCACAUGCGACGACGGCACCGUCUACGACCUCUACAGCUGUAUCAAGGGCAAGCUGCUCGAGACCAACAAGUACCUCUCGACCGACGUCACAUCUCUUCAGACACAAGCUGGCACCAAUGGAUAUCUGUUGAUAGCAGAACCUUUUGAACGCGUGGACUACAUGGCAAAGAAUAGCGAUCUGUUGUCAUUCGAUCAGUAUCAUCAUACUAGGAACAUCCCAAUUGACAAGGGACCAAAGUUCCUCAAGGACAUGGGCGAUGACGAAGAGGCUACAGCUGCAGGUGGUGGCAAUUAA